Xyrauchen texanus (razorback sucker) is the source of this 813-nucleotide messenger RNA. Its product is annotated as p21-activated protein kinase-interacting protein 1-like. The transcript is spliced from 6 exons. Bases 130 to 795 code for a protein of 221 amino acids. The record is from RefSeq and is a predicted model, not a curated record. Lineage: Eukaryota; Metazoa; Chordata; Actinopteri; Cypriniformes; Catostomidae. Gene Ontology annotation, molecular function: protein binding.
UGCUGUGGGCAUGAGUAACAGUAUUGAGAUACUUUAAACUUGUAUCUGAUUAUAACAGCUACGUAUAACGUGUUUAAUUACCCUGUUAUAAAUUAAUGAGAGUCUCUCGACUCGUGUUUUUUAGUCAUUAUGGGCGAUCAUGUUGAGUUGGUCGCUGGCUGUUAUGAGCAGAUAGUUUUUGGUUAUCGACGUGUAUGCAAAGGUGAAGAUGAGUGGACACUUGUGCCCAACUUUACACACCAUGCACACACAGCAUCACUCACUGCGGUUGCAUCCAAUAAUCAAUUCAUCGCCACUGGAAGCAAAGAUGAAACCAUUCAGUUAUAUGACAUGAGCAUGAAAACUGAGCAUGGAGCCUUGUUGCACCAUGAUGGUACCAUCUUGUGUCUGGAGUUCUGCAGGUCGUCACAUUUACUCAGCGGAGGAGAAGAUGGUCUUAUCUGUGUGUGGAACACCAAAAAAUGGGAAUGUCUAAAGUCCAUCAAAGCUCAUAAGGGUCAUGUUACAUCACUGUCUGUACACCCGUCUGGGAAACUGGCACUCUCUGUCGGAUCGGAUUUGGCCACCCCUUCCAUGCUUGGCCAGGUGAACACCACUGCCAGACUGUCCUGUCUAUCUGUUUGGAUACCUGGGGAAGAGAAUGAGACCCCUGCCAAACUGUCUGCAACCUCUAAGACUGUUGCGGAGUCCCCUAUGCCAGCCAAUGCUAAAAGGGUGAGGAUCACAGGUGAGGAGGUGAUUAUACAGGAGGAAAGCAGCGCCACGAAACAAGGAAAAAAGAAAAAAAAGACAUAAAGUGCAAUAAACUUUUUU